Molecule: messenger RNA, 1044 nt
Organism: Pyrgilauda ruficollis (rufous-necked snowfinch)
Lineage: Eukaryota; Metazoa; Chordata; Aves; Passeriformes; Passeridae
Product: mucolipin-1-like
Exons: 5
Coding region: 1-1044 (347 amino acids)
Cellular component (GO): plasma membrane; lysosomal membrane
Molecular function (GO): NAADP-sensitive calcium-release channel activity
Source: RefSeq, a predicted model, not a curated record
AUGGCGGUGGCAGUGACAGUGACAGUGACAAUGACAUUGAUAACGACAACGACAGUGACAACAACGUUGACAGUGACAGUGACAAUAACAAUUACAGUGACAAUGAGUGACAAUGACAACGAAAUCAACACUGAUAAUGACACUGACAGUGACAGUGACAUUGACGCUGACAGUGACAAUGACGCUGACAGUGACAAUGACACUGACAGUGACAUUGAUGCUGACAGUGACACUGACAGUGACAAUAACAUUGAUAAUGACAGUUGCCACCCCUGUCCCCAGGUGACGUUUGACAACAGCGCCCACAGCGGGCGGGUGCGGAUCCGCCUGGACACGCACGCGGCCAUCCGGGAGUGCCACCACCCCUCGCUGCCCGGCAGAGGUGACAGCGGGGCAAUGUCACCCACUGGGGACACUGUCAGCCUAGGAACAAUGGGGACAUUGUCAUUGCCUGGCAGGGACACUGCCACCCUGGGGACAAUGGGAGGGCAUAUUGUCACCUCCCCCAGGGUGACAGUGGCCUGGGGACGUGGCGGUGGCACUGUCCCCGUGUCCCCACAGAACUUCUCGGGGUACGACGUGUGCAGCAUCCUGCUGGGGACAUCGACGCUGCUCGUGUGGGUCGGGGUCAUCCGGUACCUGACCUUCUUCCGGAAGUACAACAUCCUGAUCGUGACGCUGCGCGUGGCGCUGCCCAACGUGAUGCGCUUCUGCUGCUGCGUGGCCGUGAUUUAUCUGGGGUAUUGCUUCUGCGGCUGGAUCGUGCUGGGCCCGCACCACGUCAAGUUCCGGUCGCUGUCCAUGGUGUCCGAGUGUCUCUUCUCGCUGGUCAAUGGCGAUGACAUGUUUGCCACCUUCGCGGCGCUGCGGCCCAGCGGGGCGCUGGUGUGGCUCUUCAGCCAGGUGUACCUGUACUCCUUCAGCGCGCUCUUCAUCUACAUGGUGCUCAGCCUCUUCAUCGCCCUCAUCACCGGCUCCUACGACACCAUCAAGGUGAGCGCCACAGGUGGGACCUCACCCGGGUGUGACAUCACCUGGGUGUGA